UACAACGGGGAUUGAGGAGAGUAGUGGGCACGGCGAAGGUGAGCGAAGACGGGAAAAUAAAUAAUAUUAAAAGGAGUACCCGGCAAGAAAGAAUAGUAGUGCCUCGCAAACGAAUAACAAUCCCCGGUAUUUGCUUUCUAGAAUAAGAAUGUAUCCUUCACGAGGAAACACAUAAAAACCAUGAACCCGCUUUUGCACGCUGCUGUUACCUCUUCAUAGGUGACAAUUAAGUAUAAAAUUACAAAAAAAAAAAGAAAAACGGGUAGGACAGCUGCUUCUUACGCACAAAGAGAGAAUAUCCGACCAGCAUGGAUGUUAGUACAGCAAUAAAAAUUAGCUAGCGCUGUAAACCAUCAGAGCAGAUUCAAGGGCAGAAAAUAAGAAGAUCGACUAGAACCUGUCAAGAAGCAUGGAUUUUAGUGUGCUUCGGAAUCUCAUCAGCAGAUAUUGUGCUGGAGAAGAGAACUGGGUGGACAACAGGACAGUGUACGUCGGUCACCGACAGCCUCCCCCUGGAGCAGAGGCAUACAUCCCUCAAAGAUACCCUGACAACAGGAUUGUCUCCUCCAAGUAUACCUUCUGGAAUUUUGUACCGAAGAAUCUCUUUGAGCAGUUCAGGAGAAUAGCAAAUUUCUACUUCCUCAUCAUAUUUCUUGUUCAGCUCAUCAUCGACACACCCACAAGUCCCAUCACCAGCGGACUGCCCCUCUUCUUCGUCAUCACUGUCACUGCCAUCAAACAGGGCUAUGAGGACUGGCUCCGGCACAAAGCAGACAAUGCCAUCAACCAGUGUCCCGUCCACAUCAUCCAGCAAGGCAAGGUGGUAAGGAAGCAGAGCCGCAAGCUUCGGGUGGGUGACAUUGUCCUGGUGAAGGAGGAUGAGACAUUCCCCUGCGACCUCAUCCUCCUGUCCACCAGUCGGGAGGAUGGCACCAGUUUUGUCACAACAGCCAGCUUGGACGGGGAAUCCAGUCACAAGACCUACUAUGCUGUGCAGGACACAAAGGCCUUUAACAUGGAGCAGGAGGUGGACACCUUGCAGGCCACUAUCGAAUGUGAACAACCGCAGCCUGACCUAUACAAAUUUGUUGGCCGGAUCAACAUUUAUCGGGACAGAAAUGAGCCCACUGUGAGGCCGUUAGGAGCAGAAAACCUUCUUCUCCGUGGUGCGACGCUGAAAAACACAGAAUACAUUUACGCUGUUGCCAUAUAUACAGGCAUGGAGACCAAGAUGGCCCUCAACUACCAGUCUAAAUCACAGAAACGCUCUGCUGUGGAAAAGUCCAUGAAUGCCUACUUGAUUGUUUACCUGUGCAUCCUGAUCAGCAAGGCCCUAAUCAACACUGCAUUGAAGUACUUGUGGCAGGCAGACCCUAACCGGGAUGAGCCCUGGUACAACCAGAAAACAGAAGUGGAACGGCAGCGGCAUGUGCUGAUCAGAGCCUUCACGGACUUCCUGGCCUUCAUGGUGCUUUUCAACUACAUCAUCCCUGUGUCCAUGUACGUCACCGUGGAGAUGCAGAAGUUCCUAGGGUCCUACUUCAUCACCUGGGACGACGAGAUGUUUGACGAGGAGCUGGGUGAGGGGGCGCUGGUCAACACGUCUGACCUCAAUGAAGAACUGGGACAGGUGGAGUAUGUCUUCACAGAUAAGACGGGAACUCUGACAGAAAACAACAUGGAGUUCAUUGAGUGCUGUGUGGACGGCCAUGUCUAUGUUCCUCAUGCCAUCUGCAACGGGCAGAUCCUGCCCAGUGCAUCCGGCAUCGACAUGAUCGACUCCUCACCUGGAGAGGGUGGGAAGGAGCAGGAGGAACUCUUCUUCCGGGCUCUCUGCCUCUGUCACACUGUGCAGGUGAAAGAGGAGGAGACGGUCGACAGCAUCAAGAGGGGAAUCCACCAGGGCAAAGCCACCUCCUUCUACAUCUCCUCAUCCCCCGACGAGGUGGCCCUGGUAGAGGGCAUGAAGAGACUGGGCUUCACCUACCUGCGUCUGAAGGACAGCCACAUGGAAAUCCUUAACAGGGAAGAUGAGAUGGAGAGGUUCGAACUGCUGGAGGUGCUGAACUUUGAUUCCGUCCGGAGGAGAAUGAGUGUGAUUGUACGAUCCAGCUCAGGGGAGUACUAUCUGUUCUGCAAAGGCGCCGACUCCUCCAUCUUCCCCAGGGUGAUCUCAGGCAAGGUGGAUCAGAUCCGGGCACGGGUGGAGCACAAUGCUGUGGAGGGCUUACGGACGCUUUGUGUGGCCUACAAGACGCUGACUCAGACAGAGUAUGAGGAAGUCUGUCACCGGCUCAGCAGUGCCAAGCUGGCCCUGCAGGACCGGGACAAGCGGCUAGCAGAGGCCUACGACAUCAUCGAGAGGGACUUCAUUCUGUUGGGCGCCACAGCCGUGGAGGACAGGCUGCAGGACAACGCGGCAGACACCAUCGAAUCACUGCACAAGGCGGGGAUAAAGGUGUGGGUCCUGACGGGGGACAAGAUGGAGACGGCGGCCGCCACCUGCUACGCCAGCAAGCUGUUCCGCCGCAGCACGCAGAUCCUGGAGCUCACUACCAAGCGCACGGAGGAGCAGAGCUUGCACGACGUGCUGUUCGACCUCAGCCGGACCGUCCUGAGGCAGCGCGGCGGCAUGACCCGCGACACCUUCUCGAGCCUCUCUAACAACUUCCAUGACUAUGGACUGAUCAUCGAUGGGGCCACGCUGUCCGCAGUGAUGAAGCCGGCCCAGGGUGACAGCUCGGGGAACUACAAGGAGAUCUUCCUGGAGAUCUGCCGCAACUGUAGCGCCGUGCUCUGCUGCCGCAUGGCACCCCUGCAGAAAGCUCAGAUUGUAAAACUAAUCAAGACCUCAAAGGAGCGCCCCAUCACCCUGGCCAUCGGGGAUGGAGCAAAUGAUGUCAGCAUGAUCCUGGAGGCCCAUGUGGGCAUUGGCAUUAUGGGUAAAGAGGGUCGUCAGGCUGCCAGGAAUAGUGACUAUGCAAUUCCGAAAUUCAAACACUUGAAGAAGAUGCUGCUGGUUCACGGUCACUACUACUACAUUAGAAUCUCUGAGCUGGUGCAGUACUUCUUCUACAAGAAUGUCUGUUUCAUCUUCCCCCAGUUCCUGUACCAGUUCUUCUGUGGCUUCUCACAGCAGCCCCUGUAUGACACAGCAUAUCUCACCCUGUACAAUAUCAGCUUCACCUCUCUGCCCAUCCUGCUGUACAGCCUCAUGGAGCAGCACAUCAAUAUGGAUAUCCUGAAGAGAGACCCAUCCCUGUACAGGGACAUUGCAAAGAACUCCCUCCUGCGCUGGCGGAUUUUUAUCUACUGGACGUUCCUGGGGGUGUUUGACGCGGUCGUGUUCUUCUUUGGUGCUUACUUCCUGUUCGACAACACCACCUUUACCAGCAAUGGACAGCUAAUGACUACCAACACGCAAAUGAUGUUUGGGAACUGGACUUUUGGGACUCUGGUCUUCACUGUGUUGGUUUUUACAGUGACACUAAAGCUCGCCUUGGACACGCACUACUGGACAUGGAUCAAUCACUUUGUCAUCUGGGGGUCAUUACUUUUCUAUGUGAUUUUCUCUCUGCUAUGGGGAGGCAUAAUUUGGCCUUUCCUGAACUACCAGAGGAUGUACUACGUGUUCAUGCAGAUGCUGUCCAGCGGGCCGGCCUGGCUGAGCAUCAUCCUGCUCAUCACGGUCAGCUUGUUGCCGGACGUGGUCAAGAAGGUCCUCUUCAGGGCCCUGUGGCCAACCACCACUGAGCGCAUCCAGAAUGCCGAUAAGCUGUACCAGGGAAACCUGUCGGAAUUUCCUCCCCUGUCCACUCUGCACGCUCCCGAACGCAAGAGAGACAACACCCCCAACGGCAACCCUAGAAGAACAAACUGGUGUUGCCUCUGUGCAAAUCUCUUGUCGAGGAAUACACCAUAGGAUGCUGUUGUCUUAUCUGCUUUCAUUGUAAGUGGCCAGGCCAAGCCAGUGGACUCCCCAUGCUAGACCGUUCUGAAUAGGUGCUAUGUGUUUGCGUACAUGCUUGUGUGCUUCUGUGAGCCCCUUUAGUUAGAGUAGAAAGUUGUGCUUUGACUGGAUUGCCAGGUGAAGAACAUGAUUAAAUCCCUUUACUCUUUGUUUUGUACCUGUUGAUUGACAAUGCCCAGCACACUAAGUUGUUAUUCAAAACAGGGUACAUAUGGUUAACAGAGGGUCAUAGGGUCAACAAAACUGUAAAUAUAUACUAUUUUACUUUUAUUUUGUUUCCAAUUCCUUAGAUUAAGUUGAAAAGUUUGUUUUAAAUGGCCAAAUCACUAAAUUCCAAAGUUAUCAGUGAUCAUAUCUGACAUGAAUAUUUUUCAUCACGCUCUGCAUGUAGUGGACACUGAUAAAAUGAUCAGCUUUAUUCCAGAGGUUGAAGCUGAAAGAGCCUUACAUUGUUAAUGUAGUACACUCAAUAAUGUAUCUUAUACACACUGCACUGCUUAAUAAUGCAUCCUACACUCACAGCACACCUCCUGCAGCUUUCUUUGGACCGUUGAAAGGCUGGUAACAAAUUGAGAUUGUCCGGCCUUUCAGGAUUCUACAGUUUUUGAUUUGUGUCACCAUGGCAGCCAGAGUGUUGUUGUGUGACGUGCUUCUGUGUUCUGCAAUCCCAGUGAGUGUCUCUGACCCUGGCUGCAUCAAGCUGGAUGUCUCAAGCAAAGUAGUAGCAAAGUGUGUCUGCAAAUUUCUAGUCUGCCUUAAUGCUACAUUGUUUUGUUUGUAUUAUACAGUAGUUUGGAGCCAAAGGAUGACAAACACUUGUGUUUGAGCCUUAUACUGGAAGUGGUAGAGUGAAAGUGUUGUAGGCCCAAAUCAUCAUGCCUUAAUCAAUCUGCUUCCUCAUCAGCAAAUACGUACAGUGUGCAGUACACUCACAUUGGAAUGAGGGGUGUUACAGCAUAGCUGAGCAUCGUGUGACAUCCGAUUAUUGUGGAGUGUAGAGAGGUUCAGGUCCACAUUGUUUCCAUGACUCUGGCCCAGAUUCAGAUUCAGAUGUAAUAUCCAUGCAUGUUGUCCAAAACUUUUAGUAACAAAUUGAGUCAAAUGUUAUAUUAUUUAGGGGUAGAUGUGAUUGGGCUACAUAAAUGUGGUGUUGUUAUUAAAUAAAUCACUUUUGACAGAAUUUGUUACUCAAAAAGCUAUGUGCAAAACAUGUAAUGGUCAGAUUUAAUCUCACCCUCUGUAUCAUCCAUCACCACAUUUCCUGUUCUGCCAUUGCCUAUGUGUUCAUAUAGUCCACUAAAUUUCUCAUUAAAAAGGUUCAUUUCUGAAUAUUUUACACAUUCUCAGAAGCAUGCUUUUACCAGUAUGAGACUACCUCUAUGUAAUUCAUUACUCAGUGUUCUGUCAUAGUUUCUGAGCUAUUUCCACAUUUCCCCAAAACCUGAUUGAAUUGAAUUCAUAAAAAUACUCUUUACAGACUGCAUCAGCUAUGAUACUGCAGCUGACCUUCCUCAUGCUAUGUAAAAAUAGAUAUAGCUGCAUAUUUACUGAAGCAAUUCUGGCUAAAUACACAGCUCAAGGGUACAGCAGCUUUAUCUCAUCUGAGAAUUGAGCAGUUGGUUGCAAACCUAGGUUCUAAAGCAACACACCUAUACAGGAAGAUGAACUCUGAAAAAGAAAUACAGAAUCUAUUUGGACUGCAGCAUAACGGCUUGUAUUUCUAGAAUGUAUUUUUUUUUUACUUUAUUAGAUUAUCUACAGUGUCUUUUCCCAGUGUUUGUUUCUGAUCAUGCCCACAUGGUAUAAGCUGUUAAACUAUGAGGCCGUGACCCUGCAGUCUCAUUUCAAAUCUCUCAUACAUAUUGAGUCCUCCUCACCAGUAACAGCAGCUCUUGGAGUCUGUCUAUGAGUCACUCUGUCAUGUUUACCCUUUUUUUUUCUUUUUCUCUCAUUCACUCCCCUCCUUAAAUAAGCAUCGCUUGUGAGGAUCAGAUUGCAUGGCUGUCAAGCCAUCUGUCCUCACCAAACUCACUACCUCCCCUCAUCUGCUCACUCAUGCCUCCUGCUGGCAUAGUGCAGCUACAGCACAAGAGAAUGUACAACAGAGUCAGGGAAAUAUGGAUGGCUGCACCUCGAAGACCAGGGUUUUUUGUAGACAUUCUUAGUGGCUUAAGAGAAGGUGCCUUGUGGUACUGUCCGUGUUGUGGCCAUUAAGUGAGAUGCUUAGAAGUUGCUUUGCUUCUUUGUCAUUUGUAAAAUGAAUUUUUAGAGAGAGAAUCUAUAUGAAUAUAGCUAUCAGUUGUGAUGUAUGAACCCUUUUUAUGUCUGUGAUGGUGUCAGUAUCUUUGUCUGGCUGAGAUGUGUCACAGCUUUUCCAGAGCUUAGAGAGCUUAUAAUUUGCGUAAGUAAACACCUAAUUUUUUUUUGUUUGCAAGUCUUGUAAGUUCCACUAAAAUUUGUUUAGAGAAUAUGAAAGGUGUGUCCAUGUUCAAGACUUAAAUCAUGUGAA
Megalops cyprinoides (Indo-Pacific tarpon) is the source of this 6479-nucleotide messenger RNA. RefSeq names its product probable phospholipid-transporting ATPase IH. The record is from RefSeq and is a predicted model, not a curated record. Gene Ontology annotation, biological process: phospholipid translocation. The transcript has 31 exons. The coding region runs from base 410 to 3922 and encodes 1170 amino acids. Lineage: Eukaryota; Metazoa; Chordata; Actinopteri; Elopiformes; Megalopidae. Gene Ontology annotation, molecular function: ATP hydrolysis activity; magnesium ion binding; ATP binding. Gene Ontology annotation, cellular component: plasma membrane; endoplasmic reticulum; recycling endosome.